CCCCCACGGGCAGGGCUGUUCCGGCACGCCGAUUCCGGCGCUCUGACCCGGAGGAGCUUCCCCGCACUCCCGGGGCACCGGCGGGGCUGCUCGCACGUGGUGCCGCCGCCGGCAUGGCGGCCGUGCGGGUCGAGGCGGUGCUGGCGGCCGCCGAGGAGCAGGAGGCGGAGAAGCGGCGGAGCAUCACGGUAGAGAAGGAGCUGGAGCUGGAGUUCGACUUGGGUAACUUGCUGGCGCUGGACCGCAACCCCCCUCCAGCGGCGGCGGCGCUGCGCGGGGCCGGCCCGCGGCGGGAGGCGCUGCUGCGGGCGCUGGCCCGCGACAACACGCAGCUGCUGGUGUCCCGGCUCUGGGAGCUGCCGGCCGAGCGCGCCGGCGGUGCCGGGGGGCCGCUGGUGGCGCGGCUGCCCGAGCCCACCUUCCGCCUGCCGCGGGAGAAGCCGCCGCCGCGGCCGCGGCCGCCGACGCGCUGGGAGCAGUUCGCGCGGCUGAAGGGCAUCCGCCGCCGCAAGAAAACCUCGCUGGUGUGGGACGAGCAGGCCAAGGAGUGGCGGCGGCGCUGGGGCUACCGGCGAGCGGGCGGAGACCCGGCCCGCGCCUGGCUGGCGGAGGUGCCGGCGGGCGCCGACCCCGAGGAGGACCAGUUCGCGCGGCUGCGGCGGGAGAAGCGGGAGCGGGUGGCGCGCAACGAGCUGAACCGGCUGCGCAACCUGGCCCGGGCCCACCGCGCCGGGAGCGCCGUGCCCGCCGCCCCCCUGCACCCCACCGGCCACCAGGACCGCGAGGAGCUGCGCCGGGUCGCCCGCGUCGCCCGCGUCUCCACCGCCUCGCUCGGCCGCUUCCAGCCGCGGCUGCCGAAGGAGCCAGCGGAGCCGCCCUCCCGCAGCGGCGGCAGGAAGCGCCGCUUCGAGCCGCUCCUGGGCAACCUGGCGGCCGAGCGCAGCCGGCAGCUGGAGCUGCUGCGGGACAUGGGCAGCAAGAAGCCGGUCCUGGACAUCACCCGCGCUGUCAACAAGCAGAUGCGCCAAGAGGAGGCCGAGGCGGCCGCCGCCCACAAGGGCAAGAAGCAGUCGCAGCGGGGCAAGCGCGGCCGCCGGCAGCAGCGGCCGGGCCGCAGUGGCAAGAAGAGCGGAGCCCGGCGGCAGCAACAACAGCAGAAGCCCGCGGGCGGUGGCACCGGCGGCGGCCGGAGGAAGAAGGCAUGAGGGACUGUGCAGCACGGGCUGGGGAUGCCCUCUAAGGCGUGGGAAGGGACUGUCACUUGCAGCCUCCCGCCCCGUGCUCCGUUCACACACAUACUUGUCAAUAAAUAUGCUCUGGCCUUUCUAAAA
This is a messenger RNA of Pipra filicauda (Wire-tailed manakin), 1331 nucleotides long. RefSeq names its product ribosome biogenesis regulator 1 homolog (gene RRS1). Gene Ontology annotation, molecular function: protein binding. Gene Ontology annotation, cellular component: preribosome, large subunit precursor; nucleolus; nucleus. Gene Ontology annotation, biological process: ribosomal large subunit export from nucleus; ribosomal large subunit biogenesis; ribosome biogenesis. The record is from RefSeq and is a predicted model, not a curated record. Bases 114 to 1205 code for a protein of 363 amino acids. The transcript has a single exon. NCBI's taxonomy places the organism in Eukaryota, Metazoa, Chordata, Aves, Passeriformes, Pipridae.